CUUCCUGAUUCGAGUUUUGAACUGUUGAUCAGUCAAUCUCCCAUUACCUUCGUCUUCGUGUUCCUUCCUCAUUGCCCACACUAACUUCAAGCUCUUCAGCUUUUGAUACCCCAAUGACUGAGCCUUCUGAUGAGGCUGCUUUCAUCGAGAGACUCUAUGAAUACGGCGAGCAACUCAAUAAUGCCAAAGACAAGUCUCAGAAUGUGAAGGACUACCAGGGAAUUAUUGAUGCAGCCAAGACUAGUAAUAAGGCGAAGCAGCUGGCUGCUCAACUCAUUCCCAGGUUCUUCAAGUUCUUCCCUGACCUUUCUGGUCCUGCCCUUUAUGCCCAUCUUGAUUUGGUUGAGGAAGAAGAGCUUGGGAACUUGAUCAUCUGCUAUGAUUCUGAUCUUUUUCACUUGGUGCUCUUAGAGGAAUUUGUGGAGCGGGAUGCUGUACACAAGGCUCUUAUGUCUUUACUGAGGCAAGAUGUUAAGCUGUCUUAUGGAAUAGAUGGUCAUGCAGCUUCCUUGACAACCUUGUUCAAGCACAUUGGGAGCGUUGAAGAGCUAAGUACAGAUGAUGUUAUUCGUGAAAAAGUUAUAAACUUUGUUAGAGAUAAGGUUUUUCCUAUUAAAUCCGAACUGUUGAAGCCCCAGGAGGAAAUGGAAAGACACAUAACUGAUCUGAUAAAAAAGAGUUUAGAAGAUGUAUCUGGCACAGAAUUUCGAAUGUUUAUGGAUUUCUUGAAGAGUUUGAGCCUGUUUGGAGAAAAAGCUCCACCUGAGCGAAUGAAAGAACUGAUUGGAAUUGUUGAGGGGCAAGCUGAUUUAGAUGCACAAUUCAAUGCUUCAGAUGCUGAUCAUAUUGACAGAUUGAUAUCAUGCCUUCACAUGGCACUUCCAUUUGUUGUGAGGGGUGCAUCUAGCAGCAAAUUUCUUACCUAUGUAAACAAGUUCAUCAUUCCUGUUUUUGACCAGCUUCCUGAAGAACGAAAAGUAGAUCUACUUAAAGACCUUGCAGAAUUUUCACCUUACACUACACCACAAGAUUCACGCCAAAUUCUUCCUUCUAUUGUUCAGUUGCUAAAAAAAUACAUGUCUUGGAGGAAGACUGGAGAAGAGAUGAACUUCACUUAUGUUGAGUGCUUGUUAUACACAUUUCAUCAUCUAGCUCACAAGGUUCCUAAUGCCACAAAUAGUUUAUGUGGUUACAAGAUUGUUACUGGCCAGCCAUCUGAUAGGCUUGGAGAUGACUUUUCAGAGCAUUAUCGGGAUUUUACUGAGAGAUUAAAUAACAUUCAGGAGUUAACCCGGGCUACCGGGAGGAAGUUAAAUCAGGUUAUGGCUGUGCACAAUGAAUCAAUGGCAGCUGCUAAAACAGAUGAAGCAAAGGAAAAAAUUAAAACACAAAAGCAGAACACUACAACUGGGUUGCGCACCUGCAAUAACAUUUUGGUAAUGACAAAGCCAUUACACUCUAAGGCACCUUCUUUUAUUGGAGAUGAGAGCAUCAACCUUUCUUGGAAAGAAGCAACUAAAACUGCAUCUUCUUCAACAGAGGCAGCUGGAGCAAAACGGCCUGCUACUCCCUCUAAGGGAUCCAACAAUGUUGCAUCAAAGAAGGGCCGAGGUGUUGGUGGUGGUGGUUUACAAAAUCAACUUGUUAAUAGAUCACUGCAAGGAUUACCCAGUGGUGGGAGAAGUGGUGGUUCACGGGGUAGAGGCAGGGGCUGGGGUGGAAGAAGGAGAGGGAGAGGGAGAGGGAGAGGAUAUCGGUAUGUUCUAACAAACGAGUCACCAUCACAGCCAAUUUUCAUGUUGUUCAUCUUCAGCCACUCGAUGCUUGUAACAUUUGGCUGCAGUUGUUGAACUGUUAGCAUUGAAGAAAGGCUAGCUGUGUAGCUUGAGGUCAGAACCAUAACUAGAAGAAGCCAUGCUCCCAUCACCACACGAGAUAAGU
Molecule: messenger RNA, 1941 nt
Organism: Prosopis cineraria
Lineage: Eukaryota; Viridiplantae; Streptophyta; Magnoliopsida; Fabales; Fabaceae
Product: apoptosis inhibitor 5-like protein API5
Exons: 17
Coding region: 114-1850 (578 amino acids)
Biological process (GO): regulation of programmed cell death
Cellular component (GO): nucleus
Molecular function (GO): mRNA binding
Source: RefSeq, a predicted model, not a curated record